Molecule: messenger RNA, 303 nt
Organism: Rhinolophus ferrumequinum (greater horseshoe bat)
Lineage: Eukaryota; Metazoa; Chordata; Mammalia; Chiroptera; Rhinolophidae
Gene: DEFB127
Product: defensin beta 127
Exons: 2
Coding region: 1-303 (100 amino acids)
Biological process (GO): innate immune response
Cellular component (GO): extracellular region
Source: RefSeq, a predicted model, not a curated record
AUGAGUCUCCUCCUGAUCAUUGCAAUUCUGCUCUUCCAGAAGUCCACAGUAACUGAACAACUUAAGAAAUGCUGGGGUGAAUAUAUACAAGGCCACUGCAGGAAAAUAUGCAAAGUAAGUGAAAUACGUGAAGUACUAUGUGAAAAUGGGAGAUACUGUUGCCUCAGCAUCGUGAAACUGGAAGCACGUAGAAAAAUUACAAAGCCACCUCGUCCAAAGCCAAUGACAUAUGCAGUGACUUUUCCUCAAGAUUAUGAUACAACUACAGGAAGUUAUUUAAUCCCCAAGACAAAUUCCACAUAA